This is a messenger RNA of Hydractinia symbiolongicarpus, 2970 nucleotides long. Its product is annotated as folylpolyglutamate synthase, mitochondrial-like. The record is from RefSeq and is a predicted model, not a curated record. The transcript is spliced from 17 exons. Gene Ontology annotation, cellular component: mitochondrion; cytosol; cytoplasm. Lineage: Eukaryota; Metazoa; Cnidaria; Hydrozoa; Anthoathecata; Hydractiniidae. Gene Ontology annotation, biological process: tetrahydrofolylpolyglutamate biosynthetic process. Gene Ontology annotation, molecular function: ATP binding; tetrahydrofolylpolyglutamate synthase activity. The coding region runs from base 743 to 2302 and encodes 519 amino acids.
AACUUUCGAAUCACUAAAUUUAGUUUCCAAGAAAUUUAGUCUCAUUUGAGAAUAAUUUGCCACCAGGGCUAUUUUCUUGUCAGAAGUGAUGAUGAAUACAUACAUAUAAAAGCUGGUCGGCUUCGAUUAUGUUAAAAUGAUAAUUUUUAACAUAAUAAUAUUUAACAAAAUAAUAUUUUUUUACUGUCAUUCACAACCGGUCAAUCUUGAUUAUGUUGCCCCAAUCAUGUAUUUUCUGCCCUGUUUAUAAGCAGGGCAAGCUGUCGUGCAUAAUCUGGGCAGAACACUAUUUAUAUGCUCUUUUUAAAAUAAUUUUUUUCCCAAAGGCAACUCUUGCUUUAAGAACUAUAUCUAUAACAAUCUUUGUUAUUGAUAUAUUGAGCCUUAAUUCUUAAAGUAAUUAUUAAAUAAUUUUUGCUCUGAUAAUGUCUAAUGCUCUGUUUAGGGUCAGGUUUUUCUCCCCCUCAAUUUAAAAGAUGGUUUUUCCUCUGUUGCUUGAAAUGUUGAGCCUGGCUGCUCUAUCUUGAUGAUGGCCUAGUCAUUUUAAAAACAGCUUAGAUAAAAUCAAUUGCUACUCAGACAUACCAAUGAACAUGGUUUCCAGACCACAAAUCAUGGUAUCCAAAUGGAGACAAGGUGGAAAACUUAAGAUUCUUUCAGUAAAGCUGGAAAACUACACCAUUUCUUUGAUGCUAUUUGCACGUUAAAUGGACUUCAAACUAAUGCUGCUGUCAUUGCACAAAUGAGAAAGGAGAGAGGUACACUACAGCGAAACAGUUUACCAAAUAUGGAAUGUUUUCUUAAAAGACUUAACAUAAAUGUUUGUGAUUUGGAUCAGUUGAAUGUAAUUCAUGUGAGUGGAACAAAGGGAAAGGGUUCAGUGUCAGCAUUUUGUGAAAGCAUAAUGAGACAUGCUGGUUUGCAGACUGGUUUUUACAGCUCACCUCAUCUUCUAGAAGUCCGAGAAAGAAUACGUAUUGGGGGCAAACCCUUACCAAGAGAACUUUUUGCGAAAUACUUUUUUGAAUGUUAUGAUGCUCUGGUGGCUUCCUCUUCUGCAGAAGAAAAUGAAAUGCCUGGUUAUUUUCGAUUCCUGACGUUAAUGGCUUAUUAUGUUUUUUUGCAAGAACAGGUAAAUGUUGUUGUUCUGGAAGUUGGCAUAGGUGGAACAUAUGACUGUACUAACGUUCUGCAAAACCCAGUGGUGUCUGGCAUUUGCAAGCUAGAACUUGAUCACACAGCAGUUCUUGGAGAUACAAUAGAGCAAAUAGCUUGGCAUAAAUCUGGAAUUAUGAAGCCAGGAAAACCAGCACUUUGUCUUGAGCAAGUUGAUGCGGCACAGCAGGUACUGUUCGAUCGAGCGAAAGACUUAAAGACAACGCUUCAUGUUGUUCCACAAUUAUCUUCAUAUGAUUUAGAUGUGACAGAACUGACAUUUAAUGGCGAACACCAAAAAGUCAAUGCAGCCCUAGCAAUUCAGUUGUGUCGUGUUUGGUUCCACAAGCAAAAACAAUACAUUUCAGGGUUAGGAAUGGAAACAGUGGCAAACAGUAUUAAAGAAUUACAAGGAGACGAACCUUUUACUGCAAAUUCAGAAGUUAUUGGCACUUUUAAAGUUCCGCAUGUGUUUAUACAAGGAUUGGCGAACACAAAUUUAUAUGGUAGGUGUCAAGUCAUACAGAGAAAACGAAUCACAUUCUAUAUUGAUGGUGCACACACACCAGGAAGCAUCGAGGCUUGUGUUAAUUGGAUAAAUUCCAGAAAGAAUGUUGACACGACUCUUCCACGAGAAAAUAUCUUUCGAGUGUUACUGUUUAACGUGUCUGGCAAUCGAGAUGAAACAACAAUGUUAAAAAUGCUCUUGAAUAUUGGAUUUGAUCAUGCUGUUUUUUGUCCAAGUAUUUUAGAAUCAACACCAGGAGACACUGCAGCUGAUAUUGCGAACUUUAAUGUAACACGAGAUAGCCGCUUAAGACUUUGCGAACAAAAUCAAAAAUCAUGGCUGUCAUUGAACGGCAUUCUAUCUUCAGACUCGACCAUCGAUACUAAUUUCAGUCAGGUUCAGGAAAAUUCUCCUGAAGCAUCGAGUAUAUCAACUGUUUUUCCUAGCAUUAGCUCAGCUAUUAAAUGGAUUGCCCAAGGAAGAGAUGCAGACAUUGGAAAACCUGAAGCUAAUUCACCUUGUCAUCCAAGAACUUUAUUAGAUAGCUCACAUAUUCAAGUUGUCGUAACGGGAAGUUUACAUUUAGUCGGGGGUGUUCUCCGCUUUCUUGGUCCCAAUAUUUGUGAUAUAUAUAAAUAGACAAAAGACUAAAUUUUUUGUAGCUUAGAAUUUUACGGAGAUGAGUAGGAUAUUUUUAUAAGUUAGACUAACUCAAUAUAACAGUUUUAGCGAAAGCAUCAAUAUCGUAUAUUAAAAUUGUAUUAUGUCAUAUUUCAUUACCAUGUUAGUAUAGUCAAACAAAAGGCUUCUGAUUUGUCAGAGGAUGUCAGACAAAUCGAAAAUGUAAAAUAAUUCUAAAGUAUUUGUGGAAAUUUGCGUGGUGAGUUUUAUAAUUAAAAGAUUUUUUAUUUUUAUCUGUACUUUGUAGUCGCGUAUAGUAUGUUUGACAAACAUUCUAUUUUCGAGGUUAGCAGUACUGCAAUAAAAGUUGAUAUUUGAUGAAUUUUUCACCACAUUUUAUCCAGGGUCUACUUCCCCCUGAGCUGUGUGAUCAUGGAAAAAUAUGUAGCUAUGUUUUAAGCUCGAGUAAUGAUUUAUUUAGCGUUGUCUAAACAUACAUAAAUACAAAAGAGAUAGUCAAUGUAAUGAGACCAAGACAUUGUUUGCCACUUCAACAAAAUGGUUGACGUGACUGUCUGCUAUAACCAAACUAGCUUAAACAUAUAUUAUGCACUUGUUCUUUUUACAUAUAUUUCAUUUCUAGUUUUGUAAACUAUAUAUUUGAAAAAUAGAUGUUAUUGAUUUUU